Labrus mixtus (cuckoo wrasse) is the source of this 2465-nucleotide messenger RNA. It is a transcript of the gene mfsd8l1, whose product is annotated as major facilitator superfamily domain containing 8-like 1. Gene Ontology annotation, molecular function: transmembrane transporter activity. Gene Ontology annotation, biological process: transmembrane transport. The coding region runs from base 339 to 1832 and encodes 497 amino acids. The record is from RefSeq and is a predicted model, not a curated record. Lineage: Eukaryota; Metazoa; Chordata; Actinopteri; Labriformes; Labridae. The transcript is spliced from 12 exons.
UAACUGCGCAGGAGCGUCGCGGGGACGUUCCCUGUUGCAAUGUUUGCAAGACGGGAUUGGUGUUUUAAGCUCUACCUGCUCACAGAGUUUACUACGCUUCACGGAUAUGAGCCAGAAACAUAUGCAGCUCUGUUUUGACUUUCCCCUCCUCUCUAUUGCUGAGACACGUUUAGUAGGCUGAUAUGUUAACGUCGCUGCCUGCAUUCGGCUCUAAUUGGAAGCACUCCUCUCGAGAUUAUGUGACAGCUUUCAGUGAUGCGAGAAUGAGCAUGUAUCUUGGAGAAUAAUGAAGACGGUCAGAGAAAAGUAAAGCAAGAAAUUUCCAGCAGCCAAACACGAUGGAUUACCGACAGAAAAGGAGGUUGACAUUCCUUACCAUAGGGCUGUUGUUUCUUCUCAGCGGGAUUGAAUAUGCUGUAAUAUUGCCCACAAUAUGGAUGUACUUGCAGACUUUGGAGGCAGCACCAUACUUUCUGGGUUUGGCCCUAUCAGCAUUCAGCCUCAGUGGCCUCCUGACAGGACCGCUGUUCGGCCACUGGUCUGACAGAACAGGGACCACCAAGAAGAUCAUCUUGUUUGCCAACCUUUUUGAGAUUGUCGGUAACUUCAUGUACUUUAUGGGUUUCUCCAAGUGGCUCUUAUUGUCAAGCAGACUGGUGGCAGGCAUUGGCAUGGGAGCUGGUUCUUCUAUCUUUGGCUUCCUGACCAGAAGCACAUCCCCAGACGACCGAGCCACAGUGUUUGCUGCUGUCAUGGCAUGUCGUCAAGCUGGCCUUCUGAUUGGUCCAGCAUUUAACAUCUUCCUGAGGUUGUGUGAUUUCCACUUGGGUCCUUUUGUGGUCAAUAAAUUUACUUCACCAGGGUUGUUCAUGUGCCUGCUCUGGACUCUCCUUCAACUGGCAGUGAUCUUCAUGUACUCGGACCUACCACCUCUAGAGAGAGGGAAGGCCAACGGGAAUUCAAUAAGCCACAACAGAGAGGAGGAGAGUGAGCAAGUGGAAGAGGAGAAUGAUGAGGAGAAGCCGCUCAUGGCAUCGCAGGAGUUGGGGGGGUCUUACGGCUCAGUGGUGUCAUCUAACCCCAUUUUAAACCACAUCUCUGAAGUUUCCAACCAUAUCUCUCCACCCCUGUCUCCUGAGCCAACCGAGUCCCAUGAAUCUUCCAGCCCCUUUAAGAACUUUAGCAUAUCCAGAGAGUUCCUGAGAGAGGAGGUGGUUGUGCUGCUGGCUGCUCAGUUCAUCACUCUCUUCAAUCAGACAGCGCUGGAGACCAUGGUGACUCCAAUGACACAGAGGUACUUUGGCUACGGGGAGCUGGAGAACAGCGUGAUGUACUGUCUCUGUGGCGUUGAGGUGAUCGCUGGAUUCCUGUUUGUGCGUUGGCUCAGCCAGCGGGUUGCUGAGCGAGUGAUCCUGGCCAUUGGUCUGAUCAUCUGUAACAUCUCUGGUGUCUGGUGCCUCAUCUUCUUGUCAAACCCAAUAGGUGGGUUUCCAUGGCAGCUGACUGAGUUCAUCAUUGGGGUGUUCUUGCAAGUUUUAGGUUUGCCAUUUGUAGCUGUGGCUCAAGUUUCCCUCUUCUCCAAAGUUACUGCAGAGAAAACACAAGGUUUCAGUCAGGGUGUGCGUCGCUCAGUGGGUGGUCUGGCCACCAUCCUGGGCCCUCUGUGGGCUGGUGGCCUCACUGAGAACAUGUAUAUCAUGAUGGGAGUGAUGAUGGCACUGCUGGCCAUACUAACGUUGAUGAUGGCUUUUUCAUAUGACCGGCUAGUUGCACCCACUACAGAGGUGCACGAGGAAGAACCGGAGAACUGUGACCAACCAGCAGACACUUGAUGCAGUAUAAGAGAGAAUAUGGAAGUGCAUGGUGGGAAAUUCCCUGUCUGCCCCUGACAAUCCAUCCACUCUAGUCUUUCUGCGUUGGACCCAGCAUGCAGGGUGACAACACACUCCAACAGCUCACACCUCACCGUCUCCUGAGUGCUUACUGAAGCUUGGACCCGUCAGCUUUUGGUUGCAAAGGCCGAUCAAAGGCAAAGUACUGAAAUGGUGUAAAUGUAUAUUUCCCAUGGAAAUAUAGAAUCCUGCUAACACAGCAUGGGCAGGCUUUGGAUGAAGAUAGUCAUCAUCCCUCUGUGUGCUACUCUGAGUGUUUGGUAGUUCAUCACACAUUUUGACUGUGUUUCUGCUCAUGCAAUACUCAUACUGCAAUAAGAGAAGAGUUCUGUUUUAGAACUUUCCAAAUGGUUGUGAAUUCAUCUGACCUGUGUCCUUGUGCUGUAGGACAAUAAAUAAUAUAUUCAGUUUUCAUGCGUGAUUUAUAUUUUAUUGGGAAGAGGUAUUGAAAAUAUUCAUUAUCCCACUUUAAAUACAAACUGUUUAAAUUUUCCAAAGAAAUGUUGUCUUUCAUACGUUUUGUUUGCAGCUAAAAGCAUUAUGGAGCAUUAAAAGUGAAAUACUCAAAGUCUA